Protopolystoma xenopodis is the source of this 747-nucleotide messenger RNA. The record is from the annotation of a GenBank genome assembly. Lineage: Eukaryota; Metazoa; Platyhelminthes; Monogenea; Polystomatidea; Polystomatidae.
AUGAAUCUGACCUCCAUCGAGCUGCGUGGCUACAAGCCGGUCUAUGCGUUUCUGCAAAACAUGCUGUCCGGUUGGCGUCUUCUGCCUCCGGGCAAACCGGGCUCCCUGGCCGAGUGGCAGUUGAAACCGGACACCUACAACCUGACGCUGGACUACCUCAACAUUCUGCGCUACAAAACGGCCGUUAACCUGUUCGGCUUGACGGUCAAGCAAGACGCCAAAAACUCAUCCAUCUUCCGAAUACAUGCAUCAUCAUUCAGGCGGAGUGGAAUGCAGUUUCCACCUCGCCUAGGUCUUAUCAACCCUCCCAACGGUACUCGAGCCACACUCGACUCGACACUGCUCAGUGGCUACCGUGUCGAGAUUAUGCACUGUACUACCACAAACCGGGUUCGAGUCCCGCUGGGGGUGAUGAUAGGGUCUAGGCUUGGUCGAAAUUGGCAUGAGCUCAGUUUUACAGUUCAGUUAACAUUCAAGGAAGCCGCGUCACUGCGCCCUGGUUUAUUGCAGUCAUUUGGGCUUACAGCAUCGGACUCUCGGCAGGUUACAUUCCCAGACGUCUCACAUGUCGCUUUGAUCGGUUGGGAUCUACUGCCGUGUCUGGCCUUGGUCGUCGAGUGUGCCGACUGUGCGGCCAACGAGAGUGCUGUUAGUGUGUUCGUUCAUGUGUACGAGGCUAUAAAAAUGCAUGCCAACAGUGCACUGCCGGCCAAUUCGGACAACCUCGCCAAUCUGGCGGUCCUAUAA